This is a messenger RNA of Polypterus senegalus (gray bichir), 6152 nucleotides long. RefSeq lists its product as uncharacterized. Gene Ontology annotation, biological process: protein import; protein targeting. Gene Ontology annotation, molecular function: ATP binding; ABC-type protein transporter activity. NCBI's taxonomy places the organism in Eukaryota, Metazoa, Chordata, Cladistia, Polypteriformes, Polypteridae. Bases 1 to 5382 code for a protein of 1793 amino acids. The transcript is spliced from 2 exons. The record is from RefSeq and is a predicted model, not a curated record. Gene Ontology annotation, cellular component: membrane.
AUGUCUACAUUUAUAACGGAGGCCAAUAUUACAGAGAAAGAGCGAUUAGCAAGGGAAGAAGAAGAGCGAAGGAGACGGGAAGAGGAGGAGAGGCGGAGAAGGGAGGAAGAGGAAAGACGUAGAAGGGAGGAGGAGGAGAGGCAGAGAAGGGAGGAAGAGGAGAGGCAAAGGAGAGCAGCAGAGGAACAAAGGAGAAGACAGGAAGAGGAAGAAAGGCAGAGAAGAGAGGCAGCAGAAAGGCAAAGAAGAGAGGAGGAGGAGAGGCAAAGAAGAGAAGAGGAAGAGAGACAAAGACUGGCUGAAGAAGAGAGAAAAAGAAGAGAAGAGGAAGACCAGAGAAGGAGAGAGGAGGAGGAAAGACAAAAGAGGGAAGCUGAAGAAAAGGAAAAGCGGGAGCUGCAAGAGAGGCUGGAUCAAACCUUUAAGGAUGCAAAGGCUAAAUCUGAAAAAGAGGAAAACCUAUUUCGUGAGAAAAUGGAAGAGAAAACCACAACAGAUGUUAUAGUGAGCCAGUUUGAUGAAUUUGAAAAGAUCAAGGUUGACCUUGAAAAACCUGAUGCUGAAGAUCAAAAUCUUCUUGAUCUCUUGUCUACCAAGAGUGGAGUACACCUUUCUAAUAUAACACUGGCUACACUUACUCCACAACAGGUGGACAGCCUUUCCAAAUCCCUAGAUACUCUAUUAUUCCAAGAGUGGCCUUCAAAACCACCAAGCAGACUUACUCUUCUCCAUACUCAAGUACUGCUAACAGAAUUUAUACUUGCAGAUCUCAAGAUGGAAGACCGUCUACAGGAGAGCAUUACCAACCAAGCUCAGUACCUUGUGGAGACGAUUAACAAUGCUGCUGAAAAUGUAACUGACAUCUUUUGUUUCACACAAGCUUUGCUUAGAGCAUAUACAAGUAUGAUGGAAAAAGUUGAGUGCCAUGUUGUAAAGAUUACUAAGCUGAUGACCAAGAUGGAGACUCUUCCAGCAGAGGAAGUCUUUCUCUUGAAAUUUCUAGAACUUCUCCAAAAGAGCCUGAGAGAAGUCAAUGAGCCAAAAUAUGGACAAGAUAUCACAAGUGUGGAGAAGAAGUGCUAUGAGGUCUUGCUAACCACAGCAACCCAUUCCUAUAAUGAGGAUGUUUACUCUGAAUUGAACUGUAGACUUCUGAGGAUUGUCCAGUCUGGUCUUUGGAAGCCAAAUGAGGCUAUGGAUUUUAUGUAUGAAUUGGUAAGCCGUUGCAGUGAUCCUGUUCUCCUCGCAAAGGUGCUCCAUCUGAUUGAAAUCUACCGUGUCCCUCCAACCUGGCAGGAUGAAGAUGGAAAGAAGAUCAGUGACCACCUUGGUACAGAGAUUCUGUAUGAAGAGUUUGAAAAGGACUUGAGAAAAGAACCAGAAAAGUCGCCUGAUACUGUUCUGGAGGAAAUUAAAAAGUCUGGAAGCAUUGACAUUCAGACUCUUGAUAAGGUGCGCUGCAUUGUGUCAGGUGUCCAAAAAAGAAUUGCUGCCCUCCAAGUGAGUGAACGUGACAUACUUGAAAAUAUACCAAAAGGCUCCCUGAGUGCAAGUAAAAAUGUGGAAGACCUUGAAAAGAUUUUAUUCACUCUCUGCAAGGGAGUUUAUAAAAUGAAUAAAUAUUUUCCAAGGGUGACGCAAAUGGUCACCUGGUGUCUGCUGGCCCUGUCCGAAUACAGCAAGUUACUGGAGGUUGGCACUGGAGAAGGGAAAUCUUGCAUUAUAGCCAUGUUUGCAGCCAUGCGAGUGUUGAUGGGACAGCAAGUGGAUGUUGUUUCUAGUUCUUCUGUGCUCUGUGAACGAGAUGCAGAAGAUUGGAGUCCCUUUUAUACAUUCUUCAACAUUACAGUAGAUACAAACACUAACAAAAAUAAGGAUGAAGAGCGAGCCAUUUGUUACAAAGCCGAUAUUAUCUAUGGGACUGUGGAGACCUUUGCAGCCGACUAUCUACGCCAGAUCUUUGAAUUGAAACAGGUCAGAGGUAAUCGUCAGUUUCAAUGUAUCAUUGUGGAUGAAGUGGAUUCUUUGCUGCUGGAUCGAGGAGUGCAGCUCACUUACCUAUCAAGUGACAUGAUAAGCCUUCAGCACCUCAACACAAUUUUGGCAAUGAUCUGGAGUGUGGUGAACCAACACGGUUUGGUUGCUACAGAGAACAAUGUAUUUAUUCGAGGCCCACCUGUGCCCUUUUACAAAGGCAUAUUUGAUUGUCUAAGUGGAGAUGAUUUGGGCCUAGAAGAACCAAUUGACAUUUUGGAAAUUGCCGAAGAGAAUGGCCUUGUUCCAUCUGGCUUUUCAGAGGAGGUAGGAGCCAGUGACAAAGACAAGUUAACAGAAAAGCUCAAAACCAUAACUCAGAGCACCAUAUUGGAAUUUUUCCGUGUCUUGGAAGAUUACGUUCCCUAUCACUUUUCAACAUAUACUCAAGAUGCAGAUGGCAUACUUCAACUGACUACUGAUGACAGCACUCCAGGACUUCCUUUCCUGGUUCUGGACAAUGGACUCUGUUGUUUGCUUUCAGAUUCUGACCAGCAACUCUGGGAACCAGUUCGCAGUUACGUAUUGGAACAUCUUCAAUUCACACCCUGUACAAACAACCCUGAGAAACAUAGCAUUCCAGGCUUUCUGCGUGACCUAGUAGAAACAAAAAUGCAGACAUGGGUAGAAAAUGCAUUUUUAGCAAUUAAGCUGCAGCCAGAGAGGGAAUAUGUUGUCAAAGGUGACUGCAUCCUGCCAGUGGACUUCAAAUCUACUGGGAUUAUUGAACUCAACAAGAAAUGGGGAGAUGGCCUUCAGCAGUUUCUAGAAAUGAAGCAUCAGACAAAGAUCAGUACCAUGUCCACAAUCACCAAUUUCAUCUCCAAUGUCUCGUUCUUCAAGAAAUAUCAAAACGAGAUCUAUGGCACAACAGGGACUCUGGGCACCGAUGCAGAUAUUGAGUUUCUGUCCAAACUCUACCCAAAUCUCACCUCUUGCCGUAUACCAACAUUUAACAGAAGAAAGUUAUUUGAGGUCCAAGGAGAGAUGACAAAAUCUUUAGAGGACUGGAGGAGAAAAAUAUGUGAUACAGUCCAGGAACAGAUCUCUCCCAGUUCCACAGGAAAAGGAAGAGCUGCACUAGUGAUCUGUGAAAGCAUUAGCCGAGCCAUCGAAAUUGAAAAGGCACUGAAACCUUAUGUGCGUGGCCAGCUAAAGCUCUAUAUACGCAGUGACAAUGACAAUGCAAAAAUUUUAGAUGCAGAGUUGGCUCCUGGUGAUGUGAUUGUUGCCACUAAUUUGGCUGGCAGAGGAACAGACAUCAAAGUGUCUGGAGAUGUCAAUAACAGUGGAGGACUCUUUGUGGUUCUUACCUUCCUUUCUCAGAAUGCAAGAGUGGAACUUCAGGCUUUUGGCCGCACCGCUCGAAAGGGAAAGCCUGGCUCGGCGCAGCUGAUUGUGUGCACUAAGCAUAUGCCAGAAUACCUCCGGGAAGCUAACACUCUUGGUGCAGUAAAAAGGAUCAGAGAUCAGGUAGCAAAGGCCCGGGUGUUGCACUACUUGGAUGACGAUAUUCCAGAAAUUUUCUUACGGGAGGAGUUAUUUUCCCGCUACUGUGAAAUCCUAUUGUCUGUCUACAAUGAGAUUGAGGAUGUGGAUGAUGAGAAAGCAACUGUAGCAGUUCUAAAUGAAUACUGGGGAGUAUGGCUGCAGCUGAAAUCCAAGCCAAUACUGGAAUUGAAGAGAGAUGAGCUGUUUGCUGCUUUGGCUGCUGAUAUCGCCAAGGCCAAGCAGCAGUCCAAAUCUAACGAGUCUCCAUGUUCUAGCAUCUAUCAAUAUAUCCGAUUUGGAAACAAAGAACUCUAUGAUGAGAAAUUUGAAGUUAGUGCCCGCUUGUUUGAAAGAAGCAUGGCUCUUGAUCCAUCUUGGGCUGCCAUUGCCUUCUAUAGCCAUGCCUACUGCACAAUAAAGCUGUCAAAAGACAACUACUUAAAUCGAGCACUGGAAGAUUUGGAAAAAGCAAAGGACUCUCUGGCAUAUUUCAAAGAACAAUGUGUGGUGACCUUGCAAUUGGUCAAGCUAGCUAACAAGUCAAAAGAGAGUGAAGAAACCACCAGAUUCCAGAAUCACAUUAUGACAAGAUGCCAAGUGCUAGAUUUCUUUAAUAAAAACAUUGAAGAAGCUGUGCAGAAGCUGAAAGAAAUCCAAGACCGGGGAAGGGAUGCUGAUGUUCAAGAAACUUCUGUUUUUGCACUCGUCCCAGAUGCACAAUCUGAAGUUCACCAAGAACUGUAUGAGUUUUACAAACUGGGCCUGGUCAACAUCUAUACUGUAAAGGAGAGACCCCGUUUCUGUUGGGAAGGUCUGCUCAUCUUCCUUUUGGGAGUCCUACAGCUUGUUGGAGGGAUCAUUCUUACGGCUGUCUCUUGUGGCACACUAGCCAAUAUUGGUAUGGCAUUGAUUGGUGAAGGAAUAUCGGACUGCAUCAGUGGUGCUGAAGCCAUGAUAACUGGAGAAUUCAGCUGGGCAUCGUGGGCCAUUGAGAAAGCAAUUUCUGUUGGCCUCUCCUUGAUCAGCUUUGGAAUCGGCAAGGUUAUUGCCAAGGGUGCUAAAGCAACAAUGACGGCAAUCAAACACAUUGGUAAGAAUUUGAAAGCUUUGCCCAAAGUACUCGGCAAACAGAUCAAGACUGGGCUUAAGCAAGCUCUAAAGGAUAACAUAAAGAAUGUUCUUAAAUAUGCUGGCAAAGAGAUUGCUGUUGAGCUUCUAGGUAAAGCAGAGGAUAAAGCACUGGAAGCCAUUGUCGAAGAGAUUAAAAAAGCAGCCAAGGAAAAUGCAACUCAAACAGUGCAGCAAAAUAUGAAACAAGAGCCAUUAAAGCCUCUAGCUGACACGGUCGUUCUGUCCCACUUGAAGGAUGGCAUGCAAGUGAAUGUGUUGCUGUCAGAUACCAUUAGUAAGGAGAAGAUGAAGAAGAUUUUUAAGGAAAUGGCAGACUCUGUGCUGCAAACCAAUAAAGAGGGUCUGGAAUGGCAGGAAAAACUGCAUUCUUCACUGUUCAAGGUUCUAGGUAAUGCCUCUGAGGAGGCCAAAGGAAAGCUUAAAAUUGCCCUGGGUAUCAUCCAAGCAACCUAUAUGAGUGCUUUGGCUGCAGAUGCCAUAGCUUCAGUCACCAUUAUGUGCCAAGACUUUAACAGCAAAUAUUGUGAUGAUCUUGACAAGAUGAUUAAAGAGAAAUCCAUGGCAGCAAAAGCAGAAAAAGUGGCAGUGACCACUAGUGAGCGUGAAAGUUUAGAUGCUUUUAAACAGGAGUUGGCAGCUGAAGUUGCAGGAUCAUUAGUGGAGGUGCUUACUGUGGUUUUUCCAGCAGAAGUUCUCCAACCAUCUUGUGAAAUUUGCCCAAAAUAAAGUAAAUGGUAAAAUUAACAAAUAUCUUGAAAGUAAGUUGAAAGUGGAUGCUGAUACUUUCAUAAAGUCUAAAGAAGUGUCCACUGGCAAUCCUAUAGAUUACAAGAAAGAGCUAUCGCCCACUGCAGUAAAUAUGCAGAAGGCAGUAAAAGCAUAUGCUGCAGACAUCCAAAAUAUCAAGAAAGUCGAAACCAUAAUCGACUUCCGUGUGUUAGCUGAGGUCACAGGAAAGAGGAUUGUUGUCUUGGCUGCAGAUAAUAAAGGUGACAUGAGGAAGAUUCAAGCUUUGAAUCCCAACCUGAAAACCAUCACUGGCACCGUAAAAAUAGUGUACCAACCCAAAAAUGAGCAGUAUCCCAAUGGUCGCUAUGAUGUAUACAUUAAAGGGCAAGUUGUAACUGUACAUGGUGAAGGAAAAGCCUUUACAGCAGUAGCCAGAGGGCUUGAACCUGAGGCUUCAGAAACCAAGGUAACUGAAAAGGCCACGGAAUUGAAAGCACUGAGCUCCAAAACUCUCCUGGAAAAUACUUCCGAGUGGGCUUUAGUCAUUCAGCGUAAGAAAUGGAUAGAUGAAUUCCGAGGGGUAAGCAUUAAACCUUAAAAUUAGUACCAUCGGUGUGACCUGAGCAGAGCUUGUCAUGGCUUAAAUUCCAGCAAAGCAGCUUCAACCACAAUUUAUCCAAGUCUGGAAUCGCAUUCAACAAGAUGUUACUAUAGUUUUGACUGGACAUGCAGCAAUUGAGUUGUGUGUGGGUGGGUGUUGUUUUUUU